Molecule: messenger RNA, 4569 nt
Organism: Neoarius graeffei (lesser salmon catfish)
Lineage: Eukaryota; Metazoa; Chordata; Actinopteri; Siluriformes; Ariidae
Product: kinesin-like protein KIF2A
Exons: 22
Coding region: 77-2518 (813 amino acids)
Biological process (GO): microtubule-based movement
Molecular function (GO): ATP binding; microtubule binding; microtubule motor activity
Source: RefSeq, a predicted model, not a curated record
CCCUGACGGUUUCUACUGCACUGAACUACUUCGUCGCCUUUCAAUAAAGGCACUACAUUUCUUUAACACGUGCAGCAUGGCGGCUAUAUUUGGAAAGAUUCUCAUCGGCAUCUAUGUGGAAAUCAAAAGGAGCGACGGGAAACCAGCUGAUCUCUACAAUUUUACAGAUCCAGACUGGGCUCCAACACAAAAUAUGGGCCACAACAAAAUCAAAGAUGGUACUAAAGAGGUAGCUCGAAUUGCUAGGCUUACAGAGCGCAGAAAGAAAUGCAAAAUUAUCGAAGAAUCUUCCCAAACGAUCACAGAGUCAAUUGAACAAGAUUCAUGUCAGUCCACUACCUCAAAUACUGCAGCCUCCUCACUCGGACGAAUACACCAGGCCAUGGUCACGUCGCUCAAUGAAGACAACGAAAGCGUCACUGUGGAAUGGAUUGAAAACGGAGACACAAAAGGCAAAGAGAUCGACCUGGAGAGCAUCUUUUCACUAAAUCCAGACCUUGCGCCCGAUGAAGAGAUCGCACAAAGUCCAGAGACUCCGCCUCCUCCGGUGUCAAGUUCUAUUAAAGUUAACAAGAUCCCCACAAAUAAGAAUCGCCGCACGGUUGCACCACCUAAAAAUGAAACGCCCGCGAGGGAUAACCGAGCCAUGGGUACGACGAGAGCACGGCCCAGCCAGCAGAUAGAACAAGCUCCUAGUGCUCCAGCUCCUCCUCCUAUCCAGCACCAGACACUGCAGCAGAAUGCUCGCAGGAAGUCAAACUGUGUGAAGGAGGUGGAGAAACUGCAGGAGAAGAGGGAGAGGAGGCGCAUGCAGCAGCAGGAGCUCCGGGAGAAGCGAGCACAGGAUAUAGAUGCAUCAACCCCUAAUUAUGAAAUUAUGUGCAUGAUCCGGGACUUCAGAGCCAGUCUGGACUACAGGCCACUGACUACUGCUGAUCUGAUUGAAGAGCACAGGAUAUGUGUGUGUGUCCGGGCACGGCCACUGAAUAAAAAAGAGAUGAGCUUGAAGGACUUGGAUGUCAUCACCAUCCCCAGUAAAGAUGUCGUCAUGGUCCAUGAACCCAAACAAAAAGUAGACUUAACGAGAUACCUCGAGAACCAGACCUUUCGCUUUGAUUACGCCUUCGAUGAUACUGCCACAAACGAAAUGGUUUACAGGUUUACCGCCCGGCCGCUCGUCGAGACCAUAUUCGAGAGGGGGAUGGCUACGUGCUUUGCAUACGGACAAACAGGAAGCGGUAAAACUCAUACGAUGGGUGGAGACUUUUCUGGGAAAAAUCAGGAUUGCUCAAAAGGGAUCUAUGCACUGGCAGCACGGGAUGUUUUUCUCAUGCUAAAGAAGCCAAACUACAAGAAGUUAGACCUCCAAGUUUACGCCACGUUCUUUGAAAUUUACAGUGGAAAGGUGUUUGACCUGCUGAACAGAAAGGCGAAGCUGCGAGUUCUGGAGGACGGCAAGCAGCAGGUGCAGGUUGUAGGACUGCAGGAACGAGAGGUUCAUUGCACUGAGGACGUCCUCAAACUCAUAGAAGUGGGAAAUAGCUGCAGGACAUCUGGACAGACUUCAGCCAAUGCACACUCCUCUCGCAGCCAUGCCGUUUUCCAGAUCAUUCUGCGGAGGAGAGGCAAAAUGCACGGCAAAUUCUCCCUCAUAGAUUUGGCUGGCAACGAGCGUGGGGCCGACACGUCCAGCGCCGACCGCCAGACUCGCCUCGAAGGGGCCGAGAUCAAUAAAAGCUUACUGGCUCUGAAGGAGUGCAUCAGAGCCUUGGGUCGGAACAAACCUCACACUCCAUUCCGAGCCAGUAAACUCACGCAGGUUCUGCGAGACUCCUUUAUUGGCGAGAACUCCCGAACGUGCAUGAUUGCCACCAUCUCUCCCGGCAUGGCUUCUUGUGAAAACACCUUGAAUACACUGAGAUACGCCAACAGAGUGAAGGAGUUUGGGAUAAGCCCCUCAGACAUCCCCUUCUCUCAGGGGGGGAGCGGCCGCUCUGAACUCUCUCCUACCUUCGAGUACGAUGACUUUGCUUCCUCACCCAGCAGAGUAAAGGAGCUUACUGUCGACCCGGCUGCAGUGAUGGAAAGCAGAACAGGAGGCCAUCAAGUGAGCCAGCUGGACGUGUUGGAGCCGCAGUGGGGAGUGGGCAGCUCUCCUCAGAGAGAUGAUCUCAAACUGCUGUGUGAACAGAAUGAAGAGGAGGUCUCUCCUCAGCUUUUCACCUUCCACGAGGCCGUGUCCCAGCUAGUUGAGAUGGAGGAGCAGGUUCUGGAGGACCACAGAGCUGUAUUUCAGGAGUCCAUACGCUGGCUGGAAGAUGAGAAGGUUCUCAUAGAGAUGACCGAGGAAGUGGACUAUGACGUGGACUCGUACGCAACCCAGCUCGAGCAGAUUUUGGAUCAAAAGAUUGAAAUCUUAACAGAGCUCCGAGAUAAAGUGAAGGCAUUCAGGUCUACUCUUCAGGAGGAGGAGCAAGCCAGUAAACAGAUCAACCCCAAACGGCCACGAGCCCUGUAACACCCGGCGCACGCUGAUCACAGAACCGGCAGCUCAAAGAGGAAACUGCAGAUCUCCAGGUUUUCAGCAUUUCACCCUCAUCGCUGUGGACACGAGUAACUUUCCACUUAUUGUAUGAAUUCCUUUUCCUUACAAACAAGAAGAAGCACACUUUUAAACCUAACUGUAUAGUAUUAAAAUUAAUUCUAGUUCAAAAUAAUUUUUUAAAAAUAAAAAAUACCCUACAAGUUAAAGGCCACAACGUGAUGUAAAAGAGAGACGAGAAUAACUGCAUGCACACAGUGGCUCUGAUCGUACAUGCGCAUUCCCUUACGCCUGCACUCAUCUGUGUAGAAACUACGUUUUCACGGGAUAUAGCUGCUUUUAAAACAUCUACUGACUCCUCAGUUUAUAGAACAGCGGCCCUUGAUGUGAAGCCCUCCAAAGAGUAGAGGGCAGAUAUUUUUGCUUCGAAUUGAUGGCCGGUCAGGUGCGUGUGGAUGAGUGAGCUUCACUACAAUGCAGGAUGGUGCAGAUCAGAACCUCAGCCGUGUGUUCCAAUAUGGGUUUUAAACACACCACCUUGUCGUUUUAAGGGCUAGAUCAGUACCUUGUUCGGUUUGGGAGGGCUGAGUAAUCGACUACGUGUAAUACGUUAUUCGGAACGAGCAGAAUGUUUUCUAACCGGAUGCAAACAGCUUUACAUGGCAUGCGGUUGAGACGAGAAAAUAUUGCAGCCAGUUAUGCACUCGAGUGCUGGAACUGAGCUCGAGGAACUGUAAGAGUCAGAAUUCCACUGCCAUUUCUAUAUCCCCCCCCCCAUUAUUUCCAGAGGCAUAUUGAUAGAGAUUUAAUAAAUUUAACAAAAAGCCAACAAUUUAGGUCACACCUACUAAAUCUGAAUUGCUGUUUCCUUUUCUGCACAUUUCUAAAUAAUAUUUUAAAAAGACAUGCAGGCCGGCUAUACGUGACAAUACUCUAAUUAGCAAGCACAAUUUUUGUAAUGUUUUUGGUGAGUUAUGACACCCGAUUAGCUAUUAGGCCAGUGAAAUACUAUAUAGUUGAGAGCAAAUUGUUUUCCUUAGAGUGCGCAUUGACAAGUGUGUUUUUUUAAAAAAAAAUUCAAAUGAAAGACCAUCGCCGCUGUCAUGUUCACCCUGCUGUAAUACACCCGAGAUUAAAUACCAGACUUGACCCCAUCACGCUGUCACUUAGGAAUUAGGGAAGUGUUGGUGGUUGAGACUUGGAGAGGAAAAGAAAUGAAGCAUUGUUAUAGUCCGUAUUUAAACGUGUAAACAGAGGAGUAUGAAGUGGGCAUUCUGAUUGCAGCUGUUACUGUACUUUUUUUUUGUUGUAGCCACUAUACACGGAGUCUGAUGUAUGUUUGCUGCUGUCGUUUACAGUCAGUCAAAGUGUCCUGACUUCAGCUUUUCACACACUACCUCUGCAUGGCGUGAUGUGGCACUUAAGCAACGCUGCAGCUAGAGGAAUUAUUGAAUGAAAAAUUUGCUCCCCCAUUUGGUCUUGGCUAAUUCUCAUCUGCCAGUCAGCUACCAAUGAGGGAGGGUGAAGCCAGCCAGCCAGCCAGCCGCAUCUUUUCAAACGAAACUGAUAGCAUUUCAGAUGAAAGCCCUACGCUGCAGCCACAGAUGCCUAUUAUUAUAAUGGCUGAAUUUGGAUAGAACUAUAGCAAAAAAAAAAGAAAAGCCACAGCGUCCUUAUACUGUGUUAUAAACACCAUCAGAUCAUGCUUUUACUGUACAUUGUCAGGCAAAUUUUUUAACUUGUGCAAUAUUUACUCCUAUGUGCUCAUUUGGAAACAAGGUGUCCGUGUGAAUGGGCUGUACUGCAUCACGUCACGCAGAGAGGUUUUUAUUCUCUUCCGUUACUCAUCUAAACUCAUUUGAAAGCCCUUUUUUUUUUUCAAAGAAAAGAAUAAGAAACUCUUGCGCCUGAGAAUAGCCGAUGCGGUUUAAACUUUGUGGCAUUGUGUGUGAAUGAGAGUACGUGUGAGAAUGUGCACAUCUGAUGUAUUACUGGUAUAAAGAAUAAAGUUCCCCAUAAUGACUGCA